Molecule: messenger RNA, 999 nt
Organism: Symbiodinium sp. CCMP2592
Lineage: Eukaryota; Dinophyceae; Suessiales; Symbiodiniaceae
Source: the annotation of a GenBank genome assembly
AUGCAUGCACCAGUCAACCACAUGAUGCUCCCGGGCGUGCAGGCAAAGUGCGUCCGCCGCGAGACGUCAUCGCCACGGCAAAGUGAGGCCGAGAGCGGCUCCUGCCCGGAAGAGGUGGGAGCACCCGCUUGUCGCGGUCGCCGUCGCAUGUGCACUGCGACCCUGAUUUCCAAGGAGCUGGUCGGGAAGGAGGUCCUUCUUCAUGUGGGCAGGAAUGGGGGCCGCGCUCCUACCAAGAUGGAGCCAGCACGGGUGGUUGCGGCAGCGGAUGCUGGCCGAGCGGUGACCCUGAAGUUGCCAUCGCUGCCUCAGUUCCAGUUGCCCUUGCGCGUGGCCGCCUACCUGUUCAAGAAGGGUGCUCCCCCUGACGAGGCAGCUUGCAAGGUUGAUGCCAUCGAGGCACCUGGCCCUCGGUUGGCCUUCAGCGAGGGCCUCGCCAAGGCGGUUCUUUGCCAGGUCUACGUGGUCGAGCUCGAUUGUCCUGCAUGCGAGGGUGAGCAGCUGCGACAUCUGUUGCAAGUUGUGCCAGAGGGAGAUAACAGCUGGAUACUUUUUUCUGCUCCCGGCGGUAUUUGGCAUCCGGGGCGCAGCGGCUUCUUCCGGAAUUUCACACGCCAGGUUCCAGGGAAGCGGAAGUGCACCUCCACAGUCGCGCCGCUCAUCGUGCGACCUGUACAGGCCGUGCCGCUCCUGCGAUCUGCAGUCGAAGUGAACAGGCGCCUUCAGCUCCCCGAUGGCGAUGUAGAGGUCAUGGAGGAGGCCAGACACGCUGUGCAAUACUGCGUUCGGCGUACUUUGCUGUCACAGUUUUUGGAUACGUGGACCCACGUGCAGUUUACCAACGAGCAAUGUUUCGAUCAGCUUUGGGCCUUCAUCGUCGAGGAGAAUGCAGAAAAGUGCUUCCAAGUGGCCACCACGCAGCUCUACGAGGGCGCCUCGCAGGGUGCUACCCCGCUUUGGAUGUACUACGCGCCGUGGCAGCGCGAACGAGCAGGCUAG